This is a messenger RNA of Seminavis robusta, 1077 nucleotides long. The record is from the annotation of a GenBank genome assembly. Lineage: Eukaryota; Bacillariophyta; Bacillariophyceae; Naviculales; Naviculaceae.
AUGAUUCUCGAUGGUGUUCGUCUAUACAAGUCAUGCAAGUUAGAAGCGGCCAAGCAUAUGUUUCGUCAGGCUCAGAAGCUUGACCCAAGAAUGCCUGAUGCAUACUAUUAUCUAGCACGGAGUUUUGGGUACUGUCGUGUCUCCGAAUCAUUGACAUAUUCUGAGAAGGCAACUGAAUUGUUCGCAGAGGCAUUGUUGCGUGAUUAUGCGAUCCAACAACAUACCUCCCCAACUAUUGGUCAUGAUAAUGGACACUCGUCAAAGAAACUACAAGCAUUGGCCUUGAGUAUUUCGCUGACCAUAGAUCAGAGUUUUAAAGAUCUAUCUGAACCCCGGUUUGCACAAGUCAACAGAGACAAACCAACUUGGAUCACAAACGAUCAAACACUUGACCGGAUAUCCAGAAUAGCAUUGCGAGUGUUUGGACGUCACUCCGAAGAUGCUCUCAUGAGAGAGAGGCAUUGGGACAUGGCUUGGACCAGAGCAAUGUUCCUGAUGGGAGGAUACCUCAGUAAUGGCCAAAGCAAGAGAUUCACUCCACGUGAACCACCUGAAAAUCGCUCGUUGGAAAAUAUACGGGAAGCAUGUGGCUUGCUUGAAUGGGCCAUAAAGUCAGCUGAAUGGAUGCGAAAGUCGGAUCUUGAAAAAUUGGGGAUUACCAAAACAUAUGUGACUGCCCAACGUUAUGCCACUUGUAUGCGGGAUCUUGAGGCCUGGGGGGGCUUGCGCUCACCACCACAACAAUACCCUCAAGCCUUUUCCUGGGUACAAAUCUCUGGCCUCCGAGGCAUCCCUGGUGACGUUCUAAACAAUAAACUUGGAAUUGUGCAUGAGGCCAAGUCACUCAAUGAUGGCAGAGUUACAGUGAAGGUUGAUGGGAUUGAUGGUCAUAAGCACAUGUUUCCACAGUAUCUUGUAGUUCUUCCUCUGCGCUCUUUGAUCUCAACAAUGGUGUUAUGUCUUGAUGAAGGCGUCCAAUGGAUGUUUAUGCGGGCAUAUUACAAACAUUGGUUGCUCACAGGGCAGCCAGCCAGAGGUGACCGUGACAGACAACUGCCAGUGGGCAUUAUAGAAUAG